AUGGAUGAAGAUGGCCGGGUGUUGUUCGCUCGUGUGCGGUACCUCGGGGUGGAGAUUCCCUUAUUGACUGUGUAUGCUCCUUCUGGCACGGCGCGUCGCAAGGAGAGGGAGGAGUUUUUCCAGGUGUUGCAGACGGGGUUCACGUUGCUUGAGGCAGGAUACGUAACGUCCAAGAACACUGCCAACAUUCUUUUCAAGAACUUACACAUUAUUGUCAUAAGUGCCAUAGCGUACUUGCUGGUAGGGUUCCAGCUGGCAUUUGGAAGAGGAAACAGCUUCUCUGGCAUGGGCGAUUGGACAUACGGGCUGGCGGACGAGCGCCUGGUCUUUUGGUUGUUCCAGUUCGCGUUCGCUGCCACAGCUGCCACCAUAGUCUCCGGGUCGAUGGCUGAGCGGUGUGCCUUCAACGCCUACCUCAUCUGCUCCGUCAUGCUGUCUGGUGUGGUGUACCCUGUGGUGUCACACUGGACCUGGUCAGAUAUUGGCUGGCUCAAGACUCAACACUACCAGGACUUCGGUGGCUCCGGCGUCGUCCACCUCACAGGGGGCGUGGCAGCUCUUGUCGGGGCUGUAAUUCUUGGGCCCAGAAUCGGUCGCUUCGGACCCAAGGGCAAGGAGAUACGUGGACACACUGUGCCGCUGGCAGCUCAGGGAUUCUUAAUCCUGCUCUUCGGGUUCCUGGCCUUCAACGGAGGGUUCCAAGCGUCCAUCAGCCACGAGGUUGAUGCUGUAGCCAUUGCCAAGGUUGUCUUCAACGCUGCGAUAUCGGCCUCUUCAGGAGGCAUCGCUGUGCUCUUGAUGAAUCAUUCUAGGAGGGAGUCCCUCUGGUCCUUCCUAAUGGCCCUUAAUGGUUCUCUCGCUGGCAUGGUGUCAAUCAGUGUCGGGUGCAACGUUGUCCAGCCGUGGAGUGCCUGUGUCAUUGGUACAGUGGGUGGAUCAGUGUUCCUCGCCAUCCAUACCCUUCUGCCCAAGUUGAAGGUUGACGACCCACUUGAUGCUGUGGCUGUGCACAUGGGAUCUCCCACCUCCAGCAGCAGC
Molecule: messenger RNA, 1038 nt
Organism: Procambarus clarkii (red swamp crayfish)
Lineage: Eukaryota; Metazoa; Arthropoda; Malacostraca; Decapoda; Cambaridae
Source: RefSeq, a predicted model, not a curated record